UCAGUAAAGACAAGCGCACGCUUAGGAAAUAUCAGAAUAAUUACUGACCUGGCCACAGGGUGACUAACAUAAUGGAUUGGUCUUAUGAUUUCGAUGAUGACUACAUCACUGAAAAUAUCUCCGUGAGCGCUCCACCACAAGGCCAGUUCAUCUGUGAUAAAGAAGUCUCCCUGGCCCUGUUUUAUAUGGUUUUCCAGCCUCUGGUGUACAGUAUGGUGUUUCUGCUGGGCGUGACGGGAAACAGUCUCCUCCUGACCAUCUUGCUGCAGCAUCGUGCUCAUCUCCGCAUCACUGAGAUCUACCUACUACACCUCGCCCUGGCUGACCUACUCCUGCUCUUGACCUUCCCUUUUGCUGUGGUUGAGGUGCUGACAGGCUGGCUGUUUGGUGACUUCCUGUGCAAGCUGCUGGGCUUGCUUAAUCGAAUGAAUAUGAUAUGUGGAAGCCUGCUGCUGGCAUGCAUCGGCUUUGACCGCUACCUCGCCAUUGUGCACGCUGUCUCCAGCCUCCAGAGCCGCCGGCCAUGGAUCGUUCACCUCACCUGCGCUCUUCUCUGGAUCUUCUGUCUCACAGUGACCAUGCCCAACAUGGUGUUCCUCUCAGUGGUGCACAAUGAGUCCGCUAGGCAGGUGUGCUACUUCAAUAACCAUGGCAUUCACGCUUAUAACUGGCUAAUCGCCAGUCGCUUACUGACCCACCUGUUAUGUUUUGUCCUGCCCCUGGUUGUUAUGGUUUACUGCUAUGCUGCAGUGGUGUUCACCCUCUAUCAUAGUCAGCAGAGCCUGGAGAAACAGGGGGCUAUUCGUCUGGCCAUGGUGAUCACGCUGGUUUUCUGCUUGUGCUGGCUGCCCUACAACAUCACCCUCUUUGUGGACACGCUGGUGCGCUUGGGUAUUGUGUCUGAGAAAAGCUGCCAGGCCAGAUAUGCGCUAGAUCAGGGCCUGAUGGUCACUGAGAGCAUUGGCUUCUUCCACUGCUGCCUCAACCCAAUCCUGUAUGCCUUCAUAGGGGUGCGCUUUCGGAAAGACCUUCUGCGACUGCUGGCAAAAUGGGGCUGCGGAACGUUUUGUGCUCCAGUGCUUCGGGCUGGAGGACUGAACAUGGUGUAUGUGUCUGAGGCAGCUACCACAACCACAAGCAGCCAAUACAUAUGAGGACAGAAUCCAGGAAUGAAGCAUACUGAAAGCAUCCUUCAUUUAUGGGAAAAUGAUUGCAAAUAAAAAGCCAAAGUUUCUUUUUUCUGAUUUUGACCACUCCUGACCACUCUUUAGCUUGCUGCUUCAGCUAUGCAAGUAUAUCGUGCAAACAAUAACAGAGUGCAAAUAAAGAUUACUGAUUAAAUGAAUGAGGGUUCGAUCAUUCACAAAGUUAAAGAUGCCAUUUCAUCGCUGUGAGAAUUCUACCUGCUUAGAAACGCUUGAGCCAGCAUUAUCCAUAGUACCAGUUGGUACCAAGAUUAGAGAUUGAAAAAUAAAUGUGUUUAUCUCUG
Messenger RNA from Pygocentrus nattereri (red-bellied piranha), 1489 nucleotides. RefSeq names its product C-X-C chemokine receptor type 5. Gene Ontology annotation, biological process: immune response; G protein-coupled receptor signaling pathway; chemotaxis. Lineage: Eukaryota; Metazoa; Chordata; Actinopteri; Characiformes; Serrasalmidae. The transcript has 2 exons. Gene Ontology annotation, cellular component: membrane. Gene Ontology annotation, molecular function: chemokine receptor activity. The record is from RefSeq and is a predicted model, not a curated record. The coding region runs from base 72 to 1154 and encodes 360 amino acids.